AUGGCAUUUCAAGGAUAUUCUGUAAAACGUGGUGUUGUAGAUCAAUUAGUAGAAUUUAAAGGUUCGAUUCUCCUUGGGACAAAAGUGCAUGCACCAUUAAGUAAAUAUGAGCAUGUCUAUGUCUUACCUAUGGAGAAUGUAUUGGCUACAAAAGGAACAGGGGUUGUAACAUCGGUACCUUCAGACUCGCCAGAUGAUUAUAUCACACUUCAGGAUUUAAAGAAAAAGGCAGCAUAUUAUAAUAUUGAUCCUUCGUGGGUGGCAGAUUUUGAACCAAUACCAAUUAUUAAUACUCCAACAUAUGGUGAGUUGGCUGCACCUAAAGUUUGCAAAUUGAAAAAAAUCAAUUCACAAAAGGAUCGGGUAGCUUUAGCAGACGCUAAAGAAUUGGUCUACAAAGAAGGCUUUUAUGAUGGAACUAUGAUCGUAGGUGAAUAUGCUGGGAAGACUGUUCGAGAGGCAAAAACUUUAAUCAAAGAUUUAUUGGUUUCAAAAGGGCUUGCUUUUAUUUAUAAUGAACCUGAAGGUCUUAUUAUGUCAAGGUCUGGUGAUGAAUGUGUAGUAGCACUUUGUGAUCAAUGGUAUUUAGAUUAUGGCGAGACAGAAUGGAGAAAGCAAGCUGAAGAAUGUUUGAAAAAAUUAAAUACUUUUGGUCUUGAGACUAGGCAUCAGUUUGAAAAAACUUUAGCUUGGUUAAAUCAAUGGGCUUGUGCAAGAUCAUAUGGACUUGGUUCUAAAAUUCCAUGGGAUCCUCAGUAUUUAGUUGAAAGUUUGUCUGAUUCAACAAUUUAUAUGGCCUAUUAUACCGUAUCUCAUUUGCUUCAUGGUGGUACUUUAGAUGGCUCAAAAGCUGGUCUACUUGGGAUAGAGGCAUCAGAAAUGACGGAUGAAGUUUGGGAUUAUAUAUUUGGUGACACACAAUACCCAACUUCAACUACUAUUUCGAAAGAAAAACUUGACAUUAUGAGAAGAGAAUUCCGAUACUUUUACCCACUGGAUCUUCGAGUUUCUGGUAAAGAUCUAAUACCAAAUCAUUUAACAUUUUUCAUAUAUAAUCAUGUAGCCAUAUUUCCCGAAAAACAUUGGCCUUGUGGUAUAAGGUCAAAUGGACAUUUGCAAUUAAAUGGAGAGAAAAUGGGUAAAAGCACAGGAAAUUUCUUAACCGGUCAUGAGUCAAUAGAAAGAUAUGGUGCAGAUGCAUCAAGAAUUAGUUUGGCAGAUGCAGGUGAUUCAGUUGAGGAUGCAAAUUUUGAGGAAGCUACUGCAAAUGCUGCAAUAUUAAGAUUAUUCACAUUAAAAGAAUGGUAUAGUUUUCAUGAUAGGGUUUUCAAAAAUGAAAUGAACAAGUUAAUUCAACAAACUAGGAAUGCUUACGAAGAUUCAUUUUACCGUGAUGCAUUAAAAUAUGGUUUUUAUGAAUUACAAACAUCUCGUGAUUGGUAUCGUGAAGCAACAUCACAAGAAGGUGAAGGAAUGCAUCGAGAUUUAAUAUUAAGAUGGAUAGAGUUACAAGCAUUAUUAUUAUCACCAAUUGGUCUGAAUAUAUAUGGAGCGAAGUUUUACAAAAAGUUGGAUGGAUUGAUAGUAAAUGCAUCAUUCCCUUCACCAUCAGAACCUGUUGAUGAAAGUUUAAUUGAAGCAAUUGAAUAUAUUAGAAAAUUAAUAAAAAACAUUCGUGAUUUGGAAGGUGCCUCACAAAAAAAAAAGAAAAAGGGUAGUAAAGCAGAUGAUUUUGAUCCCAAUAAACCUAAGUCUCUUAAAUUGUUUGUUGCAACAAAAUUUCCAGAGUGGCAAGAUUUGGUGGUUGAAGCUAUAAAACAAAAUUAUGAUGAGGAAUCCAAUUCAUUUGAUGAUGGUAAAAUUCGAGCAAAUUUAGGAGAGAAGGGAAUCCUAAAAAACAAAAAAACCAUGCCAUUUGUACAAGAUUUUAAAAAGAGAGUUGAGAAAUUUGGCAAAGAAGCAUUUAAUAGGGCAUUAUUAUUUAAUGAAUAUGACACGCUUGUUAUAGCAAAAGGAUUUAUUCAACGUAGUUUAGGAUAUGCUCAAUCAGAAAUUGUGAAUGCCGAGGAAGUUUCAGAAGAUGAAAAAAGAUUAACGGAGUUUGCAGUACCUGGAGAGCCAGGAAUUUUCUUUAAGAAUAUAUAA
Molecule: messenger RNA, 2145 nt
Organism: Entrophospora candida
Lineage: Eukaryota; Fungi; Glomeromycota; Glomeromycetes; Entrophosporales; Entrophosporaceae
Source: the annotation of a GenBank genome assembly